AUGGCGAGCAACGCCCUGAAACAAGCAACCGCUCCAUUGACGCUACAGCAAGCGCAGACGAACGCGUUACUUUCACUGCUUAACCUAAAUAACCCGGUGGAAUCCACAGGUACAGCAGCCGCGUCAUUGGGCAAAUCGGGCACCGGUCCCAAGGUGCCUACAACAGGCCCACCGGUGUGGAAGGUCCUUGUCCUCGACCAACAGACCAAGGAUGUGCUCGCGACGGUCCUACGCGUUCAGGACCUACGCGAUAUUGGCGUCACCCUUCACGUGCAGUUGCACUCACCUCGACCACCCUUGCCCGACGUCCCCGUAGUUUAUUUUGUCUCUCCGACGCUCCCGAAUAUCAAACGCAUAGCAGAGGACUUGGAGAAGGGCCUGUACGCCUCAUACCACCUCAAUUUCUCGGAGCCGCUGCCGCGGUCAUUGUUGGAGGAGCUGGCGGCUGCGGUUGCAAGAGAUGGCACAGGGGAGCUAGUCGAAGAGGUGGUUGACCAGUACUUGUCAUUCAUCGCACCCUCAGCGUCUCUCUUCUCCCUUCUUCCACCUCCACCUCCACCAUCGGUACAGCCUGAACCCGGGCCAUCUCACCUCAUAUCUUCCUACCACAUACUUAACUCCCCAUCCUCCUCAGAGCAAUGUAUAGAAGCGGAAAUUGAGCGGAUCGCCAAUGGCUUGUUUAGCACCGUCGCUACACUGGGCCAAGUCCCUAUCAUCCGUGCGCCGAAAGGAAACGCGGCUGAGAUGAUCGCAAAAAAGCUCGAAACGCUCAUACGCGACUCUAUCCUUACCGCGUCUCGCUCACAUGGCCCUUCCUUGUUCUCUCAAGACACGGUGGGCUUAUCGAAUCUGCAGCGGCCACUGUUAUUGAUCCUCGACAGGAACAUCGACCUUGUCCCUAUGAUGUCACAUGGCUGGACAUAUCAAGCUCUUGUCUCAGAUUGUCUCGAGAUGAAACUGAACCGUGUGGUCGUUACUCAGUCUCAGAAGAGGUCCUACGACCUCGACUCGAAGGAUUUCUUCUGGGCUAAGCAUGCUGCCAACCCCUUCCCACAGGUGGCCGAAGAUAUCGACACUGAACUCAACCGGUACAAGCAAGAUGCGGCCGAGCUCACAAGAUCAACUGGCGUCAGCGAUGUCAAUGACAUCUCACAACUGGACCUCUCGACAAACGCUACCCAUUUGAAGACCGCCAUCACUCAACUACCAGAGCUCACCGCGCGCAAGGCUACACUAGACACACAUAUGAACAUCGCUACUGCUCUCCUUGAGGAGAUCAAGAAACGCGGUAUGGACGAGCUUUUCAGCACUGAAGAGGCGAUGAACAAGCAGACUGUAGCCUCCGUCCUCGAAAUCCUCCGCUCGUCGAAAUCAGAGGGCCAACCCAACGCGGUCGACAAACUUCGCCUUGUCCUCGUGUUCUACCUCUCUUCUCCGGACAACGCCAUUUCCAAGGAUGACAUCGCAGAGCUCGAGAACGAGCUCAAAAAAGCGGGAGCCGAUAUCGAUGCGUUUGAGUACGUCAGGCGAAUGAGGGAAAUAUCUCGUAUGAUUGUGUCCAGCGCCGCUGCUGGUGGCGCGACGCCAGUUCUUGGCGGAGGGGGUCAAGGCGACAAUAUCUUCAGAGGAUUCAGUUCUCUGAGCAAUCGCCUCGCCGGCCGUUUCGAAGGCGGAGGCCUGGGAGACCUUAUCUCGGGCGUCAAAAAUUUCCUGCCCACCAACAAGCUUUUCACGGUCACUCGGCUCGCGGAGGCGCUCAUGGACUCCUCCUCGGCCUCGAACCAGUCCCUCCAGGAAACUGAUGAAUACGUGUUUCUCGACCCUCGUGCGCCGCGGACGAGCAACGCCAACCCGUAUGGUGUAUCAGGACCAGUAGGUGGUGCUGCCCGCGCGCGACGCAUGGCUUUCCAGGAGGGCACGGUAUUCAUGGUUGGCGGCGCCGGCUAUGUUGAGUAUGGAAACCUGGAGGAGUGGGCUGGCAGGACUGGAAAGAAGCUCACGUAUGGUGGGACGGAGAUUUGGGACCCUGAGGGGUUCGUGAAGGCAUUGGAGCGGUUGGGCAAGGAACAGUCGUAGGCAUGUUGAUAGGACCGAGUCGUUAGGCUUUUCUGUGUUGAUUUGGUUUUUGUGUUUUGAGUAUCAGGGACAUUUUCAUGAUACUUACGUAUUGUUCGUUGCAUUUUUCUACGGCAAGGUCUGGUGACCAUCGCCGAAGUAAUGGCAUGCAUAACAUUC
Heterobasidion irregulare TC 32-1 is the source of this 2235-nucleotide messenger RNA. RefSeq lists its product as uncharacterized. The record is from RefSeq and is a predicted model, not a curated record. The coding region runs from base 1 to 2076 and encodes 691 amino acids. Gene Ontology annotation, biological process: endoplasmic reticulum to Golgi vesicle-mediated transport; intracellular protein transport. Gene Ontology annotation, molecular function: syntaxin binding. Gene Ontology annotation, cellular component: cytosol; Golgi membrane. The transcript has 9 exons. NCBI's taxonomy places the organism in Eukaryota, Fungi, Basidiomycota, Agaricomycetes, Russulales, Bondarzewiaceae.